Molecule: messenger RNA, 785 nt
Organism: Lontra canadensis (Northern American river otter)
Lineage: Eukaryota; Metazoa; Chordata; Mammalia; Carnivora; Mustelidae
Gene: VOPP1
Product: VOPP1 WW domain binding protein
Exons: 5
Coding region: 163-681 (172 amino acids)
Cellular component (GO): cytoplasmic vesicle membrane
Source: RefSeq, a predicted model, not a curated record
GCUUCGCAACCGCCAGCCGCCCCGCGCCCCCAACUCCGGCUGGCCCGGGGUGCGAACCCCCGCCCCGCCCCCCGCCCUCUCGCCCGGCCCACGGGGGACGUGCCGCUGCCGACUCGCGCCUGCCACUUGAUAGCAGGGCACACCCGGAGAGGACGCGGAGCCAUGAGCCGCCUGCCCCGGAGGGUGGCGGCGCUGCUGCUCGGGCUGCUCGUGGAGUGCACAGAGGCCAAGAAACACUGCUGGUAUUUUGAAGGACUCUAUCCAACAUAUUAUAUAUGCCGCCCGUACGAGGACUGCUGUGGCUCCAGGUGCUGCGUGCGGGCCCUCUCCAUCCAGAGACUCUGGUAUUUUUGGUUCCUGCUGAUGAUGGGCGUGCUCUUCUGCUGCGGAGCCGGCUUCUUCAUCCGGAGACGCAUGUACCCACCGCCGCUGAUCGAGGAGCCUGCAUUCAACGUGUCCUACACCCGGCAGCCCCCGAACCCCGCACCAGGAGCCCAGCAGCCGGGGCUGCCGUAUUACACCGACCCUGGAGGACCGGGGAUGAAUCCCGCCGGAAAUACUGUGCCGAUGGCUUUCCAGGUGCAGCCCAACUCACCCCAGGGAAGCAUGGCCUACCCUCCGCCCCCUUCUUACUGCAACACGCCCCCGCCCCCGUACGAACAGGUGGUGAAGGCCAAGUAGCGGGGCGCUGCCCGGCGCCUGCCUGUGCGACCUCACGGGGGAACGGGGAGGGGCGCUCUCACCGCACCUCUCAGUCCCCAUCAAUGUUCGCUUCUGGGAAUUGU